Molecule: messenger RNA, 2460 nt
Organism: Megalobrama amblycephala (Wuchang bream)
Lineage: Eukaryota; Metazoa; Chordata; Actinopteri; Cypriniformes; Xenocyprididae
Product: GTPase IMAP family member 8
Exons: 5
Coding region: 1-2262 (753 amino acids)
Molecular function (GO): GTP binding
Source: RefSeq, a predicted model, not a curated record
AUGAAUCCAAGCAGUUCACACAGCUCCUCGGAGCUGAGGAUUGUCCUUUUUGGACCAAAAAAUGCUGAGAAAAGUUCUGCAGGAAACACUAUCCUGGGCAAAAAGGAGUUUGACUUGAAGAAGACUUUGCACUGUAAGAAGAUACACAGUGAAAUAUCUGGCACGAAGAUCACUGUGGUUGAUACUCCAGGCUGGUGGGGAAAUUUACCCUUUGAAGAAAAUCCUGAACUGUACAAACAGGAAAUUGUCCUGAGUGUGACUAAAUGUCCUCCAGGACCUCAUGUCCUGCUUCUGGUCUUAAAUGUGGACACAUUAUUUCAACAAAAUGAAAAAGACAUUCUGUGUGAUAAUAUUAGAUGCUUUGGGGAUGAAGUAUGGAGGCACACAAUAGUGUUGUUCACCUCUACAGAUCAUCCUGGAGAUAAAACAACUCAAGUGUUGGAGAAUGAAACCCUCCAGUGGCUCAUUGAGAAAUGUGGGAACAGGUAUCAUAAGCUAAAUAUAAAAAAUUGGGGUGAUGGAUCUCAGGUCACAGAAUUGCUUAAGAAAAUACAGGAGAUGGUGGAAGAAAACAGAGGCGGCCAUUAUAAAAUAAACAGAGAGAUUUUGCACCAUGUGGAGGAGAAGAUGCGAGAACAGGAAAAGAGAGCAGAGGAAAGAAGGAUAAAAAAUCAGCAUCUAAAAGACAAGACAAGAACACGUGGAGAUGAACAUCCACUCUCAGAGCUGAGGAUGGUGCUGCUGGGAUAUAAUGGAUCUGGGAAGAGUUCAGCAGGAAACAUCAUCCUGGGCAAAUCUGCUUUUGAUUUAAAAAGAUCACUUUCAUCUGAAGUACGAGGAGGAGAUGUUGCUGGGAGACACAUCACUGUGGUUGAUACUCCAGGCCGAAGAAGAAAUUACCACUCAAAAUACACCCCCAGACUCUAUAAAGAUGAGGUUGUGUUGAGUCCAUCUCACUGUCCUCCAGGACCUCACAUCUUUCUCCUGGUCAUAAGAACAGAUGUUUCUUUCACUGAAGUGUACAGAAGGGCAGUAGAGCAACAUGUUGCCUUUCUUGGUGUAAAUGUCUGGAAUCACAUGAUUGUUCUCUUUACCUUUGGCGACUGGUUGAGAGACACAAGCAUUGAGCUGUUCAUUGAGAGUGAAGGAGAAGCUCUUAAGUCGAUAAUAGACAAAUGUGGGAACAGAUAUCAUGUCUUCAAUAACAAGAACACAGAUGAUGAUAAUCAAGUGACUGAGCUGUUUGAAAAGAUUGAUAAGAUGGUCGCAGGAAACAAAGGACGCUGUUUUGAGAUAAACAAUAAGAAUUUACAAGAGGUGAAAAACAGAAGGAUGAAAGUAGAGGAAAGAGCAAAACAGAUACGAGAUGAAGUGCAAAAAAGAAAUGAAUUGAGACAUUCAACAUCAGGAGGUGCUGAACUUUUUGAAAUGAGGUUGGUGUUACUUGGACCACACUAUUCUGACAAGAGUUCAACUGGGAACACAAUUUUGGGAAGAAAAGCAUUUGACAGAAGAAUAGAAGAGAAUUUAAAAGAAAAUGGGGAAGUGUCUGGAUGGAAUCUCACUGUGGUUUACACACCAGGUUUUGAGAAAGAUUACCUUAUUGGAAAAGGACUUGAGGAUGCUAAGCUCAACAUUUUGAGAAGUGUAACAGAAGAUUCUUCAGGAACACAUGCUUUCAUUUUAGUGUGGAGUGUUGACUCUUCCUUUGCAGAUGAAGAGAAGUGCGCACUAGAGAAAAUCAUGGAGCCUCUCGGUGAAAAUGUCUGGAAUCACUCGCUGGUUGUGUUCGCUGUUGGAGAUGAACUAGGAGACACUCCCAUAGAGUUAUUCAUAGCAAGUGAAGGAGACGCUCUCCAGUGGCUCAUUGAGAAAUGUGGGAAAAAAUAUCAUGUUCUCAACAAUAAGAACUGGGGUGAUGGAUCUCAGGUCACAGAACUGCUGGAGAAGAUCGAGGAGAUGGUGGCAGGAAACAGAGGAUGUCUUUAUAAACUAGAUGAAGAGACGUUAGAGAGAGUUGAAAGAACAGCUGCUGUACCCAUUAAAAGAGCACAUAGCAUGGAUGAUCCACUAAAUCUUGCUGAAGGAUGCAGUCCUUCCUCAGGGAUCAGUUCAGCAUGUGUGUCCCAGAGAUCACAAGAAACACCUAAAGAGAAGCAUUUCAUGUCAAGUUCAAAAAGGAGCUCUGGAGUGGAGUCUCUUGGCUCUAUUCCUGAGUUUGAUGGAGAACCUGACUCAGAUGAAGAUACAUGUGCAGUCUAACACUGUCUAUACUUUAUUGCAUGAUUCUUUUUUUCUUUUCUUUUCUUUUCUUUUCUUUUCUUUUCUUUUCUUUUCUCAUUCUGAUUAUAAGAACAGUUUCCUGCAUUUAAUAGUAAGUUUAUAUAUCUUUCAUUACCUGUUUAGAUCUGUACAUAUAGAACAGUUACAAUUAAAGUGCUUAAACUGCAUACAUACAAG